Molecule: messenger RNA, 1067 nt
Organism: Pogonomyrmex barbatus (red harvester ant)
Lineage: Eukaryota; Metazoa; Arthropoda; Insecta; Hymenoptera; Formicidae
Gene: Ten-a
Product: Teneurin-a transmembrane protein
Biological process (GO): motor neuron axon guidance
Source: RefSeq, a predicted model, not a curated record
AUUUCUGAUCUAUCAAACGGGAAUCACAACGGCUCUGCUGAAUACACGGACGCUAAUAAGCAGAUUCUGACCACUAGUCUGACGCAUCACUAUGCUGCAGUGAUGGACAGCGAGGGCACGUUGGGCCGCGGCCAUGCAAAUGGGGGCCGUGGGCUGCGCCGUCAACGGUCCCUGGAAUGGAGAGAACGGCGCGGUUAUGGUGCCGGUGCCCAAUCCAGCAGUGAUGAUGAAGAUAAUGCACGUCACGCAGUGGGGCCCGUGUCGAGUUCAUCCACUGCAAGAGGUGCUCGUAGUCCUGGUCAAGUCUUUGCCUCCAUUUUCGCGCAACAAUAUAAUAAUGCGGGAGACAGAUCGUACCGUACGGGAUCCGACACGGAAGGCGCAGCAACUACGGACAACCCUACAACGCCAUUUCCUACGCCGCCCCCAACCUUGACACCGAAUCAUCGGCAAGCUUCUCCGUUUCCCCUCGAAAGCACAAACUCUCGCCGGCAUCAUUACAACGGCAGCAUAUCUUCCGAGAGAUCUCGCAACGGCAAUGGUGAGACCGUUUACGCAGCGUCCACAAAAAAGACGACUUCCGGCGGCGGUACCUUAGGUCGAAGAACACGCCGAGGUCACGCAAGCGCCUUGAGCAGCAGCUCCACCGCGAGCGAUCGUUCCGAAACCGUCUUCCCCGAUGAGCAUACUCGCAUGCAUCUCACCAAUGGUCUGCCCAGGCCUAUUUAUCUCACAGAUACCGGUAGGGAUUCUCCUCCGGAACCCGCGCCACCGGAAGUACCACCUCGCGGACCAUCUUUGCACGCAACGCAUACUUUACGCACACAACAAAACCGAAAUGGUUGUCCACCAAACGCAUCAGGAAGUUUCACUGUGCCAAGUGAUCAAAUGCCGACCGAGACGUAUUCGGAUGGCGGUAUGAUGGCUGAGCGGAUGACUACCUCGGGGCUUCGUACGGUGAUUAGGAAAGUUACCAUGUGCCUGAGAGUCUGAGACCGAAGCCUGCGCUUGAGCUUGUACUCACGCUUGUCGACCAACUCCUCCGCAUCCAACCCUCCGCCGCGGUG